This is a messenger RNA of Malassezia globosa CBS 7966, 1890 nucleotides long. RefSeq lists its product as uncharacterized. The record is from RefSeq and is a predicted model, not a curated record. Gene Ontology annotation, molecular function: ATP binding; ATP hydrolysis activity. Lineage: Eukaryota; Fungi; Basidiomycota; Malasseziomycetes; Malasseziales; Malasseziaceae. The transcript is spliced from 2 exons. The coding region runs from base 1 to 1890 and encodes 629 amino acids.
AUGCCACCUGUAUCAGCAUCGAAGGCGAAGCGUCAAGCAGAAAAGGCGGCCAAGGCUGCAGCUAAGGGAGAGAAAGUUGGCUCGUCAAAAGACUCCGUGGCCACAAGCGAGUCAGGAGCGUCGGCAUCGACGAAGGCCACGAGCGUAGAUGAGAAUGGGGGUCCUAUCACCGACAUGAAGAAGCUAGCCAUUGCGACAGAGCGCAAUGCUGCUGGUGUGAUUGUGAGUGACAAACAGAGCCGUGAUUUGCACAUCGAAAGCUUCUCGAUGUCGUUCCACGGCCGUCUGCUAAUUGACAAUGCGACGGUCGCAUUGAACUACGGUCAGCGGUACGGUCUUUUGGGUGAGAAUGGCUCUGGAAAGACGACGUUCCUCGAGGCCCUUGCGAACCGAGAUGUGGAAAUUCCCGAACACAUCGACAUUUAUCUCGUGCGUGGUGAGGCGGAUCCAUCGGAUGAGAACGCUCUCGACUACAUCAUCAAGUCAGCGCGUGAAAAGGUCGCACGUCUCGAAAAGGAGAUUGAAGACAUGUCUGUCGCAGACGAAGUUGAUGACGUGGGACUUGAGCUGAAAAUGGAAGAACUUGACGAGUUGGACCCCAACACGUUCGAGGCAAGGGCUGGAGCGAUCUUGUAUGGUCUUGGAUUCUCACAGGCUAUGAUGAACAAGCCCACCCGCGACCUGUCGGGUGGUUGGCGUAUGCGUGUGUCAUUGGCUCGUGCCCUUUUCAUCAAGCCACACAUGUUACUGAUGGAUGAGCCUACGAACCACUUGGACUUGGAAGCCGUCGUAUGGCUGGAGGCGUACCUGUCGACCUACAACCAUAUUCUCGUGCUUACAUCGCACAGUGCAGACUUUAUGGACAACGUUUGCACAAACAUUAUUGACCUGACGAUCCAAAAGAAGUUCAUAACGUAUGGUGGUAACUACUCUACGUAUGUGCGAACAAAGACGGAGAACGAAGUGAACCAGAUGAAAGCAUACUACAAGCAGCAGGAAGAAAUUGCCCACAUCAAGAAGUUCAUUGCAAGUGCUGGUACUUAUGCUAACCUGGUUAAGCAAGCCAAGUCGAAGCAGAAGAUUAUCGACAAGAUGGAGGCCGCUGGUCUUGUGGAGCCAGUUGUACAGCCAAAGCAGCUUCGUUUCAACUUCGAGGACGUGCGCAAGCUGCCACCGCCGAUUAUUGCAUUCAACGAUGUUGGCUUCAGCUAUAGCGGCAAGGAAGAAGACUUUUUGUACAAGGACCUGAGCUUCGGUAUUGAUAUGGAUAGCCGUGUGGCGAUUGUUGGCCAGAACGGUACGGGUAAGUCGACGCUGCUCAACCUUAUUACUGGUGUGCUGCAGCCCGUCGCCGGUAGUGUGCAGCGUCACUCAGGUCUGAAGCUCGGCAAGUACUCGCAGCACUCGGCAGACCAGCUGCCAUACGACAAGAGUCCGCUUGAGUACAUUGAGUCCAAGUAUAAGGAGAAGUUCCCUGAUAAAGACGUGCAGUUCUGGCGUGCUCAGCUGGGUCGCUUUGGUCUCUCUGGUCAGCACCAGACUUCGCCGAUCCGGACGUUGUCUGAUGGCUUGCGCAACCGUGUGGUGUUCUCGCAGCUCGCGAUGGAGAACCCGCACAUCUUGCUGCUAGAUGAGCCGACAAAUCAUCUUGACAUGGGUUCGAUUGACGCACUUGCUAAUGCCAUUAAGGAGUUUGAGGGUGGUGUCGUGAUUGUCUCACACGACUUCCGUCUCAUCUCUCAGGUGGCUGAUGAGCUGUGGGAGGUGAAGGAUCGCAAGAUCGUUAACUUGACGAAGCAGGACAUCAGUAUCCAGGACUACAAGAAGAUUCUGAUGAAACAAAGUGCGGACGCUAUUGAACGUGCCAAGAUUACGGCCAAGACGUCCUAA